AUGGGACCCGGCGGAUUAGUUGGGCCUUCAGGCUCGCCUGGACCUACGGGCUUGACGGGACCCGUUGGAUCAGUUGGGCCUGUCGGCUCGCCUGGACCUUCAGGCUUGACGGGACCCGUUGGAUCAGUUGGGCCUGUCGGCUCGCCUGGACCUACGGGCUUGACGGGACCCGUUGGAUCGGUUGGACCUGUUGGCUCGCCUGGACCUACGGGCUUGACGGGACCCGUUGGAUCAGUUGGACCUGCCGGUUCGCCUGGACCUUCAGGCUUGACGGGACCCGUUGGAUCAGUUGGACCUACGGGCUUGACGGGACCCGUUGGAUCAGUUGGAGCUUCAGGCUUGAUGGGACCCGUUGGAUCGGUUGGACCUGUCGGCUCGCCUGGACCUUCAGGCUUGACGGGACCCGUUGGAUCAGUUGGGCCUGUCGGCUCGCCUGGACCUUCAGGCUUGAUGGGACCCGGCGGAUUAGUUGGGCCUUCAGGCUCGCCUGGACCUACGGGCUUGACGGGACCCGUUGGAUCAGUUGGGCCUGUCGGCUCGCCUGGACCUACGGGCUUGACGGGACCCGUUGGAUCAGUUGGACCUUCAGGCUUGAUGGGACCCGGCGGAUCAGUUGGACCUUCAGGCUUAACGGGACCCGUUGGAUCAGUUGGGCCUACGGGCUUGACGGGACCCGUUGGAUCAGUUGGACCUUCAGGCUUGAUGGGACCCGGCGGAUCAGUUGGACCUUCAGGCUUAACGGGACCCGUUGGAUCAGUUGGACCUUCAGGCUUGAUGGGACCCGGCGGAUCAGUUGGACCUUCAGGCUUAACGGGACCCGUUGGAUCAGUUGGGCCUACGGGCUUGACGGGACCCGUUGGAUCAGUUGGACCUUCAGGCUUGAUGGGACCCGGCGGAUCAGUUGGACCUUCAGGCUUAACGGGACCCGUUGGAUCAGUUGGGCCUGUCGGCUCGCCUGGACCUACGGGCUUGACGGGACCCGUUGGAUCAGUUGGACUUGCCGGUUCGCCUGGACCUUCAGGCUUGACGGGACCCGUUGGAUCAGUUGGACCUUCAGGCUUGAUGGGACCCGUUAGAUCAGUUGGACCUGUCGGCUCGCCUGGACCUUCAGGCUUGACCGGACCUGAUGAUUGGAAUUUUGACCUGAUCCAGGAUAGAAACCAUGACCUGGACCCCAUUGGUCACCCUGCUCCCAAUAUGGAUGCUGCCCUGGCCCGGGAUGGCCAUGAGGAUUGUGACCAUGCAUGGGUGGGCCUUGUACUGGUCUCGGCGGGCCAUGAGGAUUAUGACCAUGUGUGGGCCUUGUCCUGGUCUCGGCGGGCCAUGAGGAUUGUGACCAUGUCCUCUGUGGACCACCUUGUGGUCCCGGCUUGCGAUACCGAAUGCACUGUAUGGGAUCCUAAGCUAGCCGGCAUAGCUAGAGGGGUGGAUAGAGACUUGGAAGAUUUAGCCGGCUUGGUCUCUUUGGCCGGCUUGGUCUCUUUGGCCGGCUUGGUCUCUUUGGCCGGCUUGGUCUCUUUGGCCGGCUUGGUCUCUUUGGCCGGCUUGGUCUCUUUGGCCGGCUUGGUCUCUUUGGCCGGCUUGGUCUCUUUGGCCGGCUUGGUCUCUUUGGCCGGCUUGGUCUCUUUGGCCGGCUUGGUCUCUUUGGCCGGCUUGGUCUCUUUGGCCGGCUUGGUCUCUUUGGCCGGCUUGGUCUCUUUGGCCGGCUUGGUCUCUUUGGCCGGCUUGGUCUCUUUGGCCGGCUUGGUCUCUUUGGCCGGCUUGGUCUCCUUGGCCGGUUUCGUCUCCUUGGUCGGCUUCGUCUCUUUGGUCGGCUUGGUAGACUUAGUCGGCUUAGGUGGCUGGGAUGGACUAGCUUGUGAUACCGGGUGCACUGCAGGGCCUCCCAAGCUGACCGGCCUGGACGGAGGGUUAGACGGGUUGAACAGCGGGUAUGGACCAGCUUGUGAUCCUGGGUGCACUUUAGGAGCUCCCAAGCUGACCGGCCUGGACGGAGGGUUGGACGGGUUGUACGGCUGGUGUAGACCAACUUGUGACCCCGAUGGCACUCUGGAGCUUGCUGGAGUGGGGGCAGUUUGUGAAACCUUGCCAGAAGAGAACAGCCUCUUGAAAAACCCGGGAUUCUUGGGGGGUGGAGCAUAG
Molecule: messenger RNA, 2142 nt
Organism: Penicillium robsamsonii
Lineage: Eukaryota; Fungi; Ascomycota; Eurotiomycetes; Eurotiales; Aspergillaceae
Exons: 5
Coding region: 1-2142 (713 amino acids)
Source: RefSeq, a predicted model, not a curated record